UUGUAGUUGUUCUUAUAAGCCGGUGGUUUCAUCACAAUUCAAAUGUUCUCUCAUGCAAGCUAAUCUGUUUCAAAGUUCCAGAUAUGGUAACUAAGAUACUAUCUUAAAUUUAGCAUUCUUGGGUUCCAGUUGACUGGGAUCUUAAAAGGAGUUUGAGAAGUUAGAUGGCAUCCUAGAGUUGGUUACCGUAAGUACUACCUCUAUCCCGUUAUGAUUAUCCUCUUCUAUCACGAUUUCAUACCAAAUUUGAUAAAAUUUGUGUGAUUUUAAAUCAUUCUUACUUUAUCAAUUCAAUAUUAACCACAUAAACCACUUUUUAUUAAUUUUCGUGUCAUUCUCUCUUAUCUCAUUGUUAACGGGAUGGAGGGAGUAUGUAAGAAUGAGGUAUUAUUGACCACAUGUUCGUGACGAAUGAUACUAACAUGGAAGUGUAUAGUACUUUAGAAGGAAAAAAUUGUAGUGAAUUAAUGGAACGAACUAAAAAUAUUAGGUUCAAGAAGAAAGAAGAUACUAUCUAUAUACAAAAUCUAACUAAAAAUCAUAAAAAUACCCCUUGAAUAUUCCAUUCUGCUUAGUGCUUACAGACAAGUAAAAAAGGGCUAUUUGGUCAUAAUAAUGUCAUAGUAACAACUUCGUCCGAACCUUCAUUUAUUGUAUAUCCACAUCGGGCGGAUAGUAGACCGGUUGACGCGGUUACUAGCCGGAGGUAAUUUGCGGCCACCGCCGUCGAUGGCGACUGUUAUUUUGCUAUCCACUACUUCUUUGACGCGGCCAUCUAAACUCUCGUCACGGGAAAGCUUAAAAGACAUAGCUCACAUCAAGACUACGAAGUGGCAUCGUGCUAGCGAAGAAUUCGGAUUGUUGCACCGACGCAAAUUUCUCGAUUUCAGCAGACUCCAUUGGAGACGCCGUAAUUCCCUUCUUACGGUGGAAUCCGGCGGAGAUGGUGAUGGGUCGAUUUCAGAAAGCAACGAGAAUGUUCAGAGGAGGAGAUUAAUACAGGCAGUUCUAUGGAUUGCAGAGGGUAUCUAUGUGCUUUGGCUCUUUGUACUCCCCUAUGCGCCGGGAGAUCCCGUAUGGGCAAUCAGUUCAGACACAGUGAAUCAUCUGGUUGGCCUUUCUCUGAACUUCUUCUUCAUUUUGCCCCUAUUGAACAAUGUCCUGAUAAAAAUUUUGGUACCUCUCAAGAGAUCAAGUAUCGUAAGAAUCACAGGUGGGCAAUAAACAGUAGUCCUGCACCAACUGUGGGGAAAGUCAAAGACAUGGACCUUAUAUGAGAUUGCUUUGAUACUAGUAUGAUACCAAAAGUGGAGUUGUUUCUUUUCUUCACAAAUAACUAAGUAAGUUUCCAUUUGGCUAUCCAGUAAACAUAAUAAAACGACAAACUUUCCUCCCAUAUUUGUGUUACUUUUUCUCUUUACUCGGGAUUAGGGGGUGCUGUUAAAUUUAUGUCAAAAUCAAUUAUCACCCUAAAAAGAAAUCCUUUUUAUAAGUUACUUGAGAGAGGAAGGUGUACAGUGUACUAGUUAAUAAGUUGAGUGUAUCAUCACAAGGACUAAGAUGACCACAAAUUGAAAUAUGUUAAGGUUCCAUAUUUUCUCAUGGAUGACCCUAAGGGACUAAAACGGCUAAAUUCAAACAAUGGAAGGACCAAAGUUUUCCUUUUUCCGGUGACAUCACAGCCGUACUUGGAAUGAUUUAAUUGGUUUGUAUAGAUUCUUUUGUUUGCCAGGUUGCUUUUUCUACAAUGAACAUUGUGCUGUAGUUUGAGAUGGAUGCCUAACUUCAUCGGGCAUUCAUUUCUUAUUGGAGGCGCCUGUGAUACAUCCAAUGUCUGAAGGGUUAUUCAACUUUGUUAUUGGGUGGAAAUUUAUGUUUGCGCCUUUGUUGUUCACUGACCGUAAGAGUGGUCGGUAUAAAGGAUCUUUGGAUGUUCUGUGGGGCUUCCAAAUGUUCCUCACAAACACUUUCUUAAUACCAUACAUGGCCAUAAGACUGAAUGGAAUGGACAAAGAUGUUCCAAGAAAGGCCUCCUGGUUAGGUUCCACCAUGACCAGCGGUGCACGCACUGUCGGGCUAAUUGGCGUUGGUGUCUGUUUGGUUUCAACAAUUUGGGCAUUGUUUGGCCGAGGAGCAGAUGGUUACUUCGGUGGCAUUUCAGAAAGAUGGGAGUUCUUGGUGAGUUAUGUACGAACCGAAAGACUUGCCUACGCCUUCAUUUGGGAUAUCUUCCUCUACUUGAUUUUCCAACCAUGGCUCAUAGGAGACAACUUGCAAAACAUUCAAAAGGAUAAGGUUAAGGUGGUAAAUUAUCUUCGGUUUGUCCCAGUUAUUGGGUUAGCUGCCUAUUGCCUUUUUCUAAAUCUUGAUGAUGACAAAUCGUACAGUUGAAAUGCUAAUGGAUGGACACCAUUUUGUAAAAGUGAAAAGAAAUGAUGUACUCGUUAAUUAUUUUUUGUUUGAAAAUUUAAUAGUAGAGGUUUAACCUCAAGUUCAAAACAUUUUCCUUUUCAAUUGAUUCCUUGGGGGUUUAAUGCAC
Cuscuta europaea is the source of this 2539-nucleotide messenger RNA. Lineage: Eukaryota; Viridiplantae; Streptophyta; Magnoliopsida; Solanales; Convolvulaceae. The record is from the annotation of a GenBank genome assembly.